Molecule: messenger RNA, 2672 nt
Organism: Linum trigynum
Lineage: Eukaryota; Viridiplantae; Streptophyta; Magnoliopsida; Malpighiales; Linaceae
Source: the annotation of a GenBank genome assembly
AUUUCCCGCCCUCUUCGUCUCCCAGGUUAAUCAUAAAAUCCUGACGAGGUUUCCUCCGUAUCAUCAGGUGGCCGUUCUCCAUUUCCCAAGGGAAAAUUUUUUCGCCUGAAAAAAAACUUCCCGGACAGGAAUGGCGGCGGCCACCACCACCAAUAGGAGGAAUUCCCCGGACAGAAAAAGCGAGCAACUGGUGGCCGUCGCCGUCGACAAGGACAAAGGUAGCCAGUUCGCCCUGAAAUGGGCGGUCGAGCAUUUGGUUAAUAGAGGGGAUUCCAUCGUUCUUCUUCAUGUCAGGCCAAAAUCAUCCUCAGCAUCAUCCGGAUCCGCUCUCAACCCAUGGGGAACUCCUAGUUCCAUCUCCGAUCCAAAAGACGACGGUAGUGGUAAGAAGCAGUCACAAUUCGAUAAUGCAACCAAGGAGCUCUUCCUUCCAUUCCGCUGCUUCUGCUCCCGGAAAGAGGUAAAAGCGAUCGAGGUACUUGUGGAGGACGCAGAUAUACCAAAGGCAAUCAACACCUACUGCAUUGUCAACGGGAUUGAGGUGCUUGUACUCGGAGCGCCAUCUCGCGGCGGCAUCAUUAGGAGAUUCAAGCUCACAGAUGUGCCCAACAAUGUUAUGAAAAUGAUCCCCGAUUACUGCACGGUGUAUGUAAUAGGCAAGGGGAAGAUCCAAUCCAUCAGAAACGCCACUGCGCCUCCGCCUUCCAGACCCAACUUUUUCGUAGAUGGCUCUAGAUCCUAUCGAAAGGACUAUUCGCCAUUGAACAGCAUGAUAGACGACGCCUCCUCGUUGAUGUCGUCCGGUGGGGGAAGAGCUUCGAGCGUGGCAGAUAUGGACAUUUCGUUUGUCAGCGGUGCAAGGAUGAGCAGUGUGGACAGAAUCCUUUUCCCUUCCUACGGUGACAACAGCGAGUUCGAUGUCAGCUCCAGGCUCUCGGCGGUUUCCCAAUCCGACAUUAUAAGCGUGGCGUCGUCAUACACAGCGUCUACGGAUUUCGGUGCGUUCAGUGAAUUCUCGACGUCCGACAUUGAUAGCGCCAGGCUUUCCUCUGCUUCCCAGGGCAUGGAGGAUGCGGAGUCUGAGGUGAGGAGGCUGAGGCUAGAGCUGAAGCAAACAAUGGAGAUGUACAACAAUGCUUGCAAAGAGGCGCUCACUGCUAAAUCAAAGGCAAGGGAGCUUCAGAGAUGGAAGAUGGAUAAGGAGCAAAAGCUUGAGACAGCAAAAUUGGCAGAGGAAGCGGCAUUGGCAGCCAUCGAAGAGGAGAAAGCCAAACGCAAGGCGGCCCUGGAGGCUGCAGAGUUUGCUCAAAAGCUCGUGGAGAAGGAAGCCUUGAAUCGGAAAAACUUUGAAGAAAAGAAAAAAACAGAGUCUCUGCCUUACGGCGACCUCUGCUGCCGCCAAUACACAAUCGAAGAGAUUCAAGAAGCCACCAACGGUUUCUCCAGCUCCCUCAAAAUCGGCGAAGGAGGCUACGGUCCAGUCUACCGCUGCAACCUCGAUCACACUCCGGUGGCGAUCAAGGCCCUCCGCCCCGAUGCGUCCCAAGGAAGGUCACAAUUCCAACAGGAAGUGGACGUUUUAUCUCGAAUCCGCCACCCCAACAUGGUCCUCUUAAUCGGAGCUUGCUCGGAGAAUGGUUGUUUGGUCUACGAGUACAUGGCUAACGGGAGCUUGGAAGAUAGGCUGUUCCGGCGAGGGAACACCCCGGCGCUGUCGUGGCAGCUGAGGUUCAGAAUCGCGGCAGAGAUCGCGACGGGCCUCCAUUUCCUCCACCAGACGAAGCCAGAGCCGUUAGUUCACAGGGAUCUAAAGCCAGGAAACAUUCUCCUCGAUCGCUACUUCGUCAGCAAGAUCAGCGACGUUGGGCUGGCGAGGCUCGUCCCGCCAUCGGUGGCCAACAGCAUUACGCAGUACAGGAUGACCCAGACUGCGGGGACAUUCUGCUACAUCGACCCGGAGUACCAGCAAACCGGAAUGUUGGGAACCAAAUCGGACAUCUAUUCAUUCGGAAUCAUUCUGCUGCAACUAAUCACGGCCAAGCCACCGAUGGGGCUGACUCACUACGUCCAGCGAGCGAUCGAGAAGGGGAACUUCGCCGACGUGCUCGAUCCGGACGUGCCCGACUGGCCCGUGGAGGAGGCGCUGGCGGUGGCGAAAUUGGGGAUCCAAUGUGCGGAAUUGAGGCGGAAGGAUAGACCGGAUCUGAAGGACGUUGUGCUGCCGCAGCUCAGCAAGUUGAGGGAGCUCGCCGAUGAAAAAAUGGAGAGCUUCUUCUUCACCGCCGCUGUCACUGCCGGUGGGGGGAGCCUGGUCGGGUCGCCGUAUAAAACCUCAAUCCAACCGAUGAGUGAACUGAUGUCAGGGUAUGAGAGCUCCAGGAGUCGAUACAGUACGUCGUCGUUUUCUAGUGCUCAAUAGUGAAUGAUUUUUUUUCAACACGUACGCGAGUGCAUUGACUGAUUGUCAAUGCGAGCGAGUGCGUGUUUUGUCUCGGAAGGCAAGAUGGCUGUAGGUGGCCACAAGCCCGUAUAAAAUAGCUCUGUGCACCUGAUAAAUUUUUGUGAUAGCUUUGUAGAGAUGCCAUGAGAUGAGAAAAAUGCCAAACAUCAUCUUUGAUUAUUCAACACAGCCCCAAAUAUCAACGAAUGGUUAAUUAAUGAGUGAUUAGUUU